AUGUUCUGUGGCACUCGUUAUCUUAGUCACCGUUCCAAGUUCAGAGCUGACAGGGUUCCCAAAAAUCAGAGCUACAAUGUCGACUCUCCCAACGAGAUGGUGGUGGACACGGAUGACUAUGUCGGCAUCGUCAAUGGUCCCGACAAGGAAUCUGUUGCCAUCAUCAACCCAGAUGGCCUCGACCAGAGCGAUUCAGACCAACAGCUGCAGGACCUUCCCUUGGCAAAUGACUACGAGGCUAUGAAGGAACUUGCCCUCACUCCGCUGUUGGACGAACCCAAGGUUCUCCAAGAUGCUUACAACACCUGGUCUGUUGAGAACUGGAGGAGCAUGGGCAAGAGGGAGCAUGGCCCGGUCUUCCAAGCUGGCGGCUACCCAUGGCGAAUCCUUCUCUUUCCACACGGUAACAACACCGACCAAUGCUCCAUUUACUUGGAGCAUGGUUUCGAGCCAGACGCCAUACCCGACGACUGGAGCUGCUGUGUACAAUUCGCUUUGGUGCUCUGGAACCCCAACGACCCGAGCCUAUAUGUCCAUCACGCUGCCAAUCACAGAUUUACCAAGGAGGAAGGUGAUUGGGGCUUCACCCGCUUUGUUGAGCAUAGGAGGAUGUUCAACGUGCCUUGGGAGCACGGCACUCGACCGCUCUGCGAAAAUGAUGCCGCCAACAUCACAGCCUACGUUCGUGUCGUAGAGGACGAGACUGGUGUUCUAUGGCACAACUUCGUCAACUACGACUCAAAGAAAGAAACUGGUUACGUUGGCCUUAAGAAUCAAGGCGCCACUUGCUAUCUAAAUAGUCUUCUUCAGUCAUUGUAUUUCACUAAUGCCUUUCGAAAGGCUGUCUACGAAAUUCCUACAGAAAAUGACGAAAGCAUGCAAAAUUCUGCUUAUACGCUGCAGAGACUCUUCUACCAACUUCAAACCUCUGAUCAGGCCGUCAGUACUAGCGAGCUCACAAAGUCCUUUGGCUGGGAGACCCGCCACAUUUUCGAGCAGCAAGACGUUCAAGAACUCUCCCGGAAACUGAUGGAGCGAAUGGAGGAAAAAAUGAAGGGCACGAUAGCAGAAAACGUGCUUCCUCAAAUGUUCAGCGGCAAAAUCAAGACUUAUAUUUCAUGUAUCAACGUGGAUUACGAGUCGAGUCGGAUCGAGGACUUUUGGGAUAUCCAGCUCAACGUUAGUGGGAACAAGACCCUGCUGGAGAGUUUCCAAGACUACAUCCAGGUUGAAAAAAUGGACGGCGAAAACCAGUACUUUGCCGGAGACGAGCACAAGUUGCAAGAUGCCAACAAAGGUGUCAUCUUUACCAGCUUCCCCGAUGUGCUCCACCUACAACUGAAGCGGUUCGAGUACGAUAUCCAGCGCGACAUGAUGAUGAAAAUCAAUGACCGAUAUGAGUUUCCCGACGUGUUCGACGCUGCUCCGUACCUGAUAGACGACGCCGACAAGUCUGAACCCUGGACAUAUCAGCUUCAUGGAGUACUCGUUCACAGUGGCGACCUUAACGCGGGUCAUUACUAUGCCUUCAUCAAACCCGAAAAGGAUGGCUGGUUCUAUCGCUAUGAUGAUGACAAAGUGACCAGAGCCACUUCCAGAGAAGUAUUGGAAGAGAACUUUGGAGGAGUGUAUAGAACCCCCAACGGGACCCGCGCACCCCUCCAAAAGAAGGCUCCCAUCGUUCGCCAGAAUAGUGCGUACAUGCUAGUUUAUAUUCGCCAAUCGAAGCUGGACAAGAUUCUCUGUCCGGUAGGAAAGAAUGACAUUCCUGAACAUUUGCAGCAACGAUUUGACGAGGAAAACGCCCUGAGAGAGGCUCGGAAACGCGAACAGCGAGAAGCUCACCUUUACAUGAUGGUAAAAGUCAUCACGAAUGACACGUUCCGUUGCUACGGCUCUACCGACUUGUGUACUUUUGAUCCAAACCAAGAAAUUGAAGAAUCCUCGCCUCGGACUUACCGCAUUCGUCGGGCCAUGACCGUGGAAGAAUUCGCAAAUCAGAUUGCAGAGGACAUGGGCCAAGAGGCGCGCAAGAUACGGUUGUGGCUGAUGGUGAAUCGUCAAAACAAGACGAUUCGCCCGGAUCAACCGAUCAUGGACCUGCGCCCGACCGUAGAAGAGGUGUAUAACCGAGCUGCGGCUCACCGUGACUCCAGUCUGCGCAUCUGGGCCGAGGUUGCCGAGGAAUUCGAUGCGGAUGGCGACCCCAUCUGGCCGUCGUACCAGAGCCAAUCGAAUGGCAUGGUCAUCAAAAACGAAACCAUACUCCUCUUUCUGAAGUAUUUCGACAGUGAAGAGCAGAAACUGCGCGGUGUUGGCCAUGUCUAUAUUGGCAAGGAGAAGAAAGUCGAGGAUUUGGUACCCCAUAUUCUGGAGAAGAUGGGAUGGGGCGAGAAACUGCCUGCAGAUGAUAAACUCUUGCUGUGGGAGGAAAUCAAACCUACCAUGAUCGAACCCUUAAAGCCCAAGCAGACAUUGAAGGUGGCUGAGCUACAAGACGGCGACAUUAUUUGCUUCCAACGAUCUUCUGCGCGCCAGGCGGACAAUGUGCAAGGGCAGGACAAACCUAUUCAGGAAACGACACGCUCUUCGGAUCGCUUUGAAGAUGCCCGCGAGUAUUACGAUUUCUUGGAGAACAAGAGAACCGUCAGGUUCCAUCCUCACCCAACCAGAUGUGACCAGGACCAAUAUCCACCCUUUGAUCUUGUGCUCAACUCCAAGAUCAACUAUGACGUCUUGUCUGACCGAAUCGGAAGCUAUUUAAAUGUACCUCCCACCCACAUACGCUUGUGGACUGUCAAUGCUACGACCAAUAACCCGAAAGCGCCUGUUCGACGCGGAACCAAUCCCAGUUUGAAACAAAUCUUAAACCCCAUGGGAUCAGGUGGACUCAACUCGAGUCAAAGAGGCGAUGCUUUCUAUUUCGAGGUGUUGGAAAUGAGCUUGGCGGAGUUGGACACCCGAAAGAACAUCAAGCUUACUUGGUUAAGCGAAGGUAUCACCAAAGAGGACCACUUUGACCUGCUUGUACCCAAAGUUGGCACUGUUGAAGAUGUGAUUCAGGCUCUGAUAAAAAAAGCGCAGAUCCCGGAUGAGCAAGAAGGUGGCAGGAUAAGAGUAUACGAGACAAGUUCAAACAGAUUCUAUCGGGAACCCCGACGUGACCACCCAGUCAUGAACCUCAAUGAAUACACGCAGAUUUAUGCCGAGCGAGUCACGGAAGAGGAAGUGGCCGCCCCGGAAGAGAACUUUAUCCAAGUUUUCCAUUUUCAAAACGAAGUCAACAGGGUGCAUGGUGUUCCGUUCAAGUUUCUAUUGAAGGAGGGCGAGAAAUUUGCCAACACCAAGAAGCGUCUUGAGAAACGCACCGGCUUGAAGGGGAAGAGCUUUGAGAAGAUCAAAUUCGCGGUUGUUCGGAGAGCAAACUACUCGAAGCCACAGUACCUCAACGAUGAUGACGAGCUAUGGAACUUGGCAGCACCGGAGGACGAUUACCUCGGGCUGGACCACAUAGACAGGACCAGAUCGCUGAGAAACGGGGUUGGAGACCUUUUCCUGCGAUAA
Messenger RNA from Ustilaginoidea virens, 3564 nucleotides. RefSeq lists its product as uncharacterized. Gene Ontology annotation, molecular function: cysteine-type endopeptidase activity; cysteine-type deubiquitinase activity; protein binding. The record is from RefSeq and is a predicted model, not a curated record. The coding region runs from base 1 to 3564 and encodes 1187 amino acids. The transcript has 10 exons. Gene Ontology annotation, cellular component: nucleus; cytosol. Gene Ontology annotation, biological process: protein deubiquitination; regulation of protein stability. Lineage: Eukaryota; Fungi; Ascomycota; Sordariomycetes; Hypocreales; Clavicipitaceae.